GCCGGUUUCACGUUCUCUAGCUCUCAAGCCACACAGUCGAAGCACUUAAGGCUUCACCUUGUCGGUCUUCUUGGGCAGCAAAACUGCCUGGAUGUUGGGCAGGACACCACCCUGAGCGAUGGUUACGCCACCGAGGAGCUUGUUCAACUCUUCGUCGUUUCGGAUGGCCAAUUGGAGAUGGCGUGGGAUGAUACGUGUCUUCUUGUUGUCACGAGCGGCGUUGCCAGCCAACUCGAGGACUUCAGCCGCCAGAUAUUCAAGAACAGCUGCCAGGUAAACAGGGGCACCAGCACCGACGCGUUCAGCGUAAUUACCCUUGCGGAGCAGACGAUGAACACGACCAACCGGGAACUGGAGACCAGCACGGGCUGACCUGGUUUUCGCCUUGGCUCGAGACUUUCCACCUUUUCCGCGUCCACCCAUUGUCAAUUAGAGCAGAGAAAC
Molecule: messenger RNA, 444 nt
Organism: Schistosoma turkestanicum
Lineage: Eukaryota; Metazoa; Platyhelminthes; Trematoda; Strigeidida; Schistosomatidae
Source: the annotation of a GenBank genome assembly